AUGGCGCAAACAUACAAUCAGAAAAGGAACGUGUACAGCAUCGACCAGAUCCUGGGACACGCGAAGGACGAAGAUCAUGCGACGUCGUCGGACGCGAUCGUUGACGGCGGAGACACAGAACUUGGCCAUUUGAGCGAUCAUCAGAUAAACGAUGCCCUGCACGAUCCCUUGAACCUAGGGGAAUCGGACCGGCCACGGAAGGUCCGAAGGUCCCGCACCACGUUCACCACCUAUCAGUUGCACGAGCUCGAGAAAGCUUUCGAGAGCACGCAGUAUCCGGACGUGUUCACCAGAGAAGAACUGGCAACGAGGCUGGAUCUUUCCGAGGCUAGAGUACAGGUCUGGUUUCAAAAUCGACGCGCGAAAUGGCGCAAGAAGGAGAAGGCCCUCGGCAGAGACACCAGCUAUAUGCACGUUGAACAAAGCGGUGUGAACGAGUUGUCCCUUCACGCUCGUUUGCUUCAAACCGCCGGCGGAGUGCCAGGUGCGGACCCAUCGGGUGGACCAGCGGGCGCGUUCCCGUGGUUCAUCCCGCCAGUGUUCCCGCCCCCGUGGCCGGUCAGCGCGCCAAAACUGCCGCCGUUGCACGCGAUCCUGUCGCAGUACAUCGGUCUGCCGCUACCCCAGAACCUGGCGUCUCUCAGCACGGUGCUACCGGUCGGCCUGAACCCAGCCUCGUCGCUGAAUCACGGAAACGUGAACGGACACACCCUUGGGAGCCACUUGCACGGGCAUCCCUUGAACCUAGGUGUGCAGAGUCUGCCGCAGAACCUGAGCUCGAAGCACGACAAGGAGGAGGACUCGGCCUCGUCGGACGACGAGAUCAGGAGACAGAGCGCGGAGGUGCUGAGAGUGAAGGCUGAGGAGGUGCUGCGCAAGGUGGACAAUUAA
Molecule: messenger RNA, 891 nt
Organism: Dufourea novaeangliae
Lineage: Eukaryota; Metazoa; Arthropoda; Insecta; Hymenoptera; Halictidae
Gene: hbn
Product: retinal homeobox protein Rx-like
Exons: 4
Coding region: 1-891 (296 amino acids)
Biological process (GO): regulation of transcription by RNA polymerase II
Molecular function (GO): RNA polymerase II transcription regulatory region sequence-specific DNA binding; DNA-binding transcription factor activity, RNA polymerase II-specific
Source: RefSeq, a predicted model, not a curated record